Molecule: messenger RNA, 4626 nt
Organism: Necator americanus (New World hookworm)
Lineage: Eukaryota; Metazoa; Nematoda; Chromadorea; Rhabditida; Ancylostomatidae
Exons: 41
Coding region: 1-4626 (1541 amino acids)
Source: RefSeq, a predicted model, not a curated record
AUGGAGCAAGUGGUUGUGAUCGAGGUAGAACUGUUGCUAGCUCCAUUCGGCCUGCAGCGAAGGGCUUUUCAUGUUAUGGUUGAAUUCGCUUUGGGAGAUCUCUACGACGAGGUUGCUGCUAAAAACAUCGGCGCAGUGAUAAACCGUGAGGAAUCUUACGAGUGCAAAUACUGCCCCAUGUUCCAAAUUUCUGGGGCAUCACUAUGUGAUUCCGAUUCUGGACGUGCGCAUGCAGCAGCUCACCGGAUUGCGUUUGAGGCUCUUCUUGAACCUUCUCCAGUACUCGUAUGUCCAAUUUGUGAUCUUCCUCAAAAAACUAGCGAAUUGGCAUGUGUCUUCGGCUGCAUGUUCAACGAUUUAGAUCUCGUGGAACACCUCGAACAAGAGCAUGGCGAAGUUUUGCGAGACGAAAUGGUAUGCGAUUUCUCCGAUCCACGUUACCUAUUCACAACUUUUCGACAGAAACAGACUCCAUCAACUCCGUCUUCAGCAGACAGGCAUGCAAUUGACGAGGCAAAUGCGGUUAAUGAUGAGAGGAAUACAAUUAUUUUGAGCGAUGGCGACGUUGACUCAAAUGCAAGCGAUUGCGACGAUUUGGAAGAGAAAUACUCAAGAUACGAUAGUACAGAAGAAUCGUCCUUCGAAGAGUGUCAGGAUGGAAGAGAUGUGGGAUCAGAUGCAAGUGAGCCAGGUGUGGUGACCGCUAAUCGCUCAAAAUCCGUCCGUGGUCAUGAGACAAGCCUUUCUCAGGAAAGUCCUGCUGAGACGACAGGCUUCGGAAAUGAGCAUAGAAACGAUGGAGCCCAAACCAGCGUGAACAUUGGCACCAAUCGAAUACGUGAACACACUGAAGGGCGAAAACGUGAACAAAUGAAAGGUGUGAGUUUUAUCGCUUGUCUCAUUUGUGACUGGUCACCAUUAAUGUUCCGCGACUCGCACAAGAUGCGUGAAGAAAUAUCCUCACAUGUUCGCUCACAUAUUAGAGAAGAAGCAAACAAACUGCCUAGUCGGGCUGAUAAUUCCAUAACUGACCAGCGUUUGUUGAGCUGCAUGGAUUUCAGCCUUGAAGAAUAUUUCGAAAAAGAACAUCUAACAGAUCUCAGUGGGACCAUAAAUUCUCGAAUUAUGGAGCGAGUGUACAGCGAUCUACUGACUAAAUUGUUUGGUAUAUGCGUUCCUGUGGUUUACCGAAUCUUGCACGGGAACAAUGGGAAUCCAUUUCGUCCUCCAGAUGCAGCACGCAACAGGCGAAAAGCGAAGGUUUCAUCAAAAUCAAAAGAUAAUCCUCGUUUAAAAUGUCUCUCAGGAACUCUGCGGACAUUUAAACGGACGUUAUCUAACUCCACGGAAACAACUGAAAGCAGUAACGCUGACAGCACCACUCAGGAAAGCAGUGACCUUCCUGGUAUUGGGAAUUUCGAGUCGGUUCAGCACAUCCAGUGUGCUCGCGCUGAGUGCGGUCACUCGUUGCUAACACCGGCAGACAAGAUAGCAAUUGUUCAUCACAUUGCUGCUCAUAUACGCCAUGAUGAGGCGAGAUUGCUGAGUAGAGCGGGUGCUUCUCCUGUUGUAACAUGUGAUUGUGGCGUGACGAUUGGAUCACCUAUGGGAUACAUAUAUCAUGUGGUUCAUGACCACGUUUUCGAGCAGAGACAGUUUUCUCAGAUUGCAGCUACAAUAGUCUCCUACUUGAUGUUGAUCGUAGAAACUGCUAUAGAAUCCGUGCUUGCUGUGCGACUCGACUUCCGCACUACUAAAUGGACACUUUGGUGCGCAUAUUUCUGUCUUGAGGAAGACGAAGGUGACGAACAACUGUUUUCUGACAGCACUGAUUUGAACGAACACUGGUUGAAGCUAUGGGAAGAUCUAAUCGACGAAUCUGUAACUGGAAAGAGCAUGACACUUGGCGACACAAUCAAAUUAUUCGAAAUGCAUCCUUUUGUGGAUGAACACCGUCUUCAAACUAGGAAGCAUAAGUCGGUGCCAGUAAUGGACUCGGAUAAAAUUCAUAACUCUUUAACGAAGAUUUGGCGACGUUUAAACAGUUGGGCUAAUGACCCAAUCACCCGUCAGCAUCUAGCUUGUGACUCACGUUGGAUUCGUCUUUCGCAAAUCCGCCGAAGAGUGCUUCUUGAAUCAAGAAAGGGUGACCAUAGACAAUCGGAUGAUCUAUGUCGGAUUACUGUUAUAGGAAAUUCGGCUUUUUCCGAUAUUGGUAGUCGUCAUUCACUGAAAUCAAACCAUUUCUCUGACGUCGUAAAUGAAGAAGCACGGACUACGGGGAGUCCUGUUGCAGAAGCUCCGGGUGCGUUGCAGUAUGAUAUGGCAUGCUGUUCAGGAUCGAGCUCGAACCAAACGGUCGGUGAUUCCUCUAAUCCCGAGAGCUCUUGUGAUGUGACAAUGCCCUCAUCGUCGUCAAGAGAUGAUAAUUUUGUGGUGAAUGAGAAUGUGCUAGGUGGGAAGCUAUUGCAUUGUAAAAUAUGUGCCCAUUUAUCCAUAUCCGCCACGAACACGGCUACCAUAAAGGAUCACUGCGCUUUACAUGCAAUAAUGGAAGGACGAAUGCUAUGUGCUCUUUACAUUCACAGAGCUGCUGACAGACCACAGUCGUGUCCGUUUUGCUGCAUAGAAAUAAAUAUAUAUAAGGCAAUGGAAUUCAUUGAGCACAUGAAAAUGAAACACAUGGAGAAAGCUCGAAUGAUAUACGAUCGUUAUUUGCAUCGGUAUUUUCCACAAUCUAAGAUUUUUUCCGGUCCGUAUCCGCCUACAUUUGAAGCUGCUGACAACUCGUUCAGCAGAGGGGAUUUCAUUAUCCGAUGCCAGCGAUCUGAUUGUUGUGGCGUGAAUCCUGUAGUCGUUUUACCCUAUGAGAAAACAAUACAGCUAUCAGAUGUGGAUAUUGCUGUUGUUAAGCACAUACUAUGGCAUGUAAGAAACGACUCUUUCUUGGAUCUGAAUCUUGUUGAAAUGGAUCUCUUAACGAGAGCUUUGAUGAUCCGUUUGUCAUCGUCUCAGACGCGGCAGAUAUUGUUCAUGGCAAGACGGGUCACAAAAGAGUUCUACAGAUAUAGUGAACCCGAUGUUGUAAAAUACAUUCAAGCGAAAAUGGACGAAAUUGGUUUCGUUCUUUUUGGAAUCAACAAAGGACUGGUUUUCCAGAUGGUGUUCACCCGUCGAUUUGUUCGUGAUCAAAGUGGGAUGUUGAUCUAUCCUCCAUGUGUAUGUCGCCUUUGUGUGGACAAGGAAUUACCUCGCUAUUCUAGUGACCGUCGAAAGCGCGCUUUCGUUGCUUAUGCUCAUCCUGUAGUACUUCAUAUCUUGGAGCAUCUUAGUGCAAGACAACUUCCAGAGCGGUUGACUUCGUCGGCAGAUAAUUUGCGAUGGAAAAGCUCCUGUCGCAUGGAUGGUCUUCGUUUCAAAAGCGUGUCAACUGCGAUUAGGCAUGUCCUCCAUGCACAUAAUGAACUCGUAGAGAUAAGUGCUCUUGACAUUGUGCUAGAGGACAUGGGUGUUUUCCAAAUAUUCCGUGACGCCAUGUCUGUUGUAUUAGGAGAGCAGUCAUGGCAGUUAGAGGAAGCACUCGGAUUUGGAGCAUACAACGUGAAACCGUGCCCCAAACCAGCAUUCUUUAGCGAGGAACCAAAUGAACAUUUGGUCGCUAUUCAUCGUGCUGAUUGUGCUCAACACUGGGAUCCGUCUGCGGCCUUAUGCACUUGUGAGUCUAUGGCGACGCAAGAAGCAGCUAGUUCAUCAGAAACGACCUCUCAGUUCCGAAAUUUUAGGCUGAAAACAACUUCUCUGCGUGACAUGCCAGAAGAGUCUGCGGCUUGUUAUGAAGAAUUUUUACAUGGUGUUGAAGGACAUGAAGGUGUCGAACUCCCUUCUCCAAAUGCUGCAGUUACGAACACUGAAGAGUCUUGUGAUCAAGCUAGAACAACACAGUCAAUGCUUCCUUCGAAUGGGCAUGAUUUGAGUGAACCAGUGGUAGCACCUUUAGUGUCGGUGAAAGUUGAGUUGACGGAGGAGCACAGUGACAACCAACCUGUUAUUGACCAAACUAUUUUGCCAGCUGGGUUGCCUACUGAUAGAUUGCGAAGCGAUGAAAGAACAAAGCAGCAGAGAAAAAGAUUAGCAUCGAAGAAAGCGAAGCAGAAACUCAAGGAAAUUAAGCGGGAAAUUGAUGGGAUAGUGCUUCCUCAAAGGAACAAAGCAUUGCCACUCAAAAAUGUCAUACAAGGACCGAAAACUGUGGCUGCUGCGCUUGUCGCGGCUUUGGGGUCUCCAACUAAAACGGCUAGCUCGCUCCCAGUGCCUCCACGCAGUCCUCUCCCGCAAGCACGUGGUGAAACAGGAGAGGAACUGGAUUGUGUGUUUCCAAACGACACCGAAGGAGCAUCUAAUCCCCUCUCAAACUCAAGGAGAGCUGCAACUAAAGUCGUAGCAAGAGGUGAAAAAGAAUCCCAAUCUGAUUCUGGUUUUGCCGCCAAAAAGCCGCGACUCGUAUCUGCAAAUGAGAACAACAACGUUGAAGCACCUAAGAGUGAUAGCUCCAGUACACGUUCGAAACGGCGGCUACGUUCUUCAUCUCGUCGAAAACCCGCUAUAUCUGAACCUUCUUUGCAAUAG